Messenger RNA from Cryptococcus deneoformans JEC21, 1634 nucleotides. RefSeq lists its product as hypothetical. The transcript has 8 exons. The coding region runs from base 151 to 1362 and encodes 403 amino acids. NCBI's taxonomy places the organism in Eukaryota, Fungi, Basidiomycota, Tremellomycetes, Tremellales, Cryptococcaceae. The record is from RefSeq and is a predicted model, not a curated record.
CAAAUGAUCGUAGACACAGCUGUAUAAUGUACUUAUAAUCAAUUACUUCGUUUACUAUCCCAUAGUUAUCUUUUCCCCACACCCGCUUCAUUUUCUCAAUCAAAUUAUAUCUAUCUUCCCCAUUAUCUUGCAUGUCAUCAUUCGACGAUCAUGUCUAGUCUCCACCAUCUCGUCCCACUUCUUUUUCUUAUCGCUCCCGCCCUCUCUCAAUACACUGCAACCUAUUCACCUUACUCGCUGCCAGAAACAACUGAACAAGGCCAAUAUGGCACCAAUGCCUGCGGGACAUCAUCCUCCCAAGAUUCAAAAUGUCAGAAUGUGUACGUCAAUGGAGUAGACGAUUUCUGUCUCUGGGGACCCCCGGAGACAACAAGUAAUGAAGGAGAUGGAACUAGUAAAAUUGGGAAUGUGGAACAGAUAGUCGUUAGCUAUUGCUUGAAGGACGGUUAUGGCACACGUCUCAUUCCUCCCGGUUCAAUUACAGGCGCCCAUUUUGUUAAAGUCCUAAGCGAAAAGGUCUCGUACGUCCAAGUCACUGGCGUCGGAGAUCUUACCAAACUUUUGAUUCCUGCAGGAGAUGACGGUGGUGAACUCGACCCGCACUCUUGGACCGGCCUCGGUAACCCGCAAGGUGGUUUAGUAUUCACCAAUGCUUUCACGGGAUCUUAUGAGCAAACUCACGAGUGGACUAGCUUCAUGUCUGCAGAUGAAUUCUGCAUACGAGCAUGUCGGGACGGAGACAACGCUGCCGCUUAUUGCCAACACAUCUACGACGUUUUAAGCUGCAGCUUCACAAUCCCAGGCGACAUGUCCCCCGGCUUCGACUCUUGUCUCGGUGAACCCACUGAAGAAGCACCAGGUGUCUACUCUGGUUCCACUUUCCGUCAAGGCGACCCUACGACCCCGGCGCCUCAUCCGGCUGGGGCAACUUCCGAGUGUCAGGUUUAUUCGUCAGUUGGUGGGGGUAACGCCAACAUUGGCCAAGGCGCUGUUGUGUCAGCAGCGACAACGACGCGGAGCUCCAGUAGUGCAGAAGAGACGAACAGCCCGAGCUCAAUUUCAGCAAUAGAUUCCACUACAUCGUACACGUCCUACACCUCACCUUCAAACACCACCGUCUUCGCAUCUGCCACCUCCACCCUUUCAAACUUGAGCACUGUAGCGACCACCACCACUAUCAUCACUUCCGCCUCCUCAUCUUCUGUCCCGUCCUUUUCGUCCACGUCUUCAUCUUCAUCUAAUGCUGCGACAACAACAGCCCUCAACAAUGCCCAAUCCAACGGAUAUCCAAAGGCUAUCGAGGGGAUGGGGAUCGCGAGUGUUUGCAUAGCUGGAAUGUUCGCAUUUUCGUUCUUUAUUUGAUAAGAGCGAGGAACUCCACCCAUAAUUUGCCGGGAUGCUCGGGGCGGUUGGAAUAGGUCGUUAGAGAGGAGAAUGGAUAUAAUGCCGAUCUAUGGUCGCUAGCUUUUCGGUGUCAAAUACGGUUUAGGGGGUGUACGAGUAGCGGUCUUGUUGUACAUCAUACUUGGAGCAUAUGGACGUUAUACGGACAUUAUUUGAAGCCGCAGACUUUUUUAAGAAUUUAUUGCAGUUCUAUAAAACCUUUACCACUUUUUAGUUAGGAUCAUAUAAUU